GACGGUUUGUUGCUUUUCUUUUUACGGCCUAGUGUGCACAAACUUUCGUUGAGGAUGUGAAGGGAAGCUGUUAACUCAGUGCGUGUAGCCGGUGCACAGCAGGGUGAGGGGAGAUGAGCAGACAGGCGGAGAUGAGCCUCAGAGUGAAGUGUGGGGGGAUGAAGAGUGGAAAUGGGCUCAGAGCAGACAGGAGCGGCGUGACGGGGGACGGAGCAGACACCGGCCGGUCUGCUGGCAGACACACGGAGGGAGGCAGAGCUGCGGGGAGGACGGCUCUGCUAGCUCUCGGCCGCACCGAGGCUUUGCUGGAAAGUUCGGGCAGCUGCGGAGCCCCUGAAGGCACCAUGGUCGUGUCGGUGCGGAGCUGGGUCGCCAACGAAGGAGGGAAGCACUUGGUGCUGAUGCUGUGGCUGGGAGGCAACACCUGGCUCUUCAUGAAUACCUUCCUGCUCUACUCCACCGGCCAGCAGUACCACUACCUGUACAAGAUGCUCGGGCUGGGGUUGUGCAUCAGCAGGGCGUCUGCAUCUGUGCUGAACCUGAACUGCAGCUUGGUGCUGUUGCCCAUGUGUCGCUCCCUGCUCACCUUUGUACGAGGAACUCAUGCGGUGUCAUCCAGAAAGACACGCAGACUGCUGGACAAGAGCAAGACCUUUCAUGUGGCAUGUGGCGUUGCCAUCUGCGUCUUCUCUGUUGUGCACGUUUCAGCCCACCUGGUGAAUGUCGUCAAUUUCAGCGUAAGCUACUCGGAUGACUUUCCUGCUCUCAAUUUGGCUCGCUACAGAGGAGAGGAUCCCAAGAUGAUCAUUUUGAGCACAAUCCCAGGAAUUACUGGUGUGCUGCUGGUUCUCAUCCUCUUCCUGAUGUUCACGUCCUCCUCCUACUGCAUACGGGUGUCCAACUAUGAGAUCUUCUGGUACACACACAACCUCUUCAUCAUUUUCUACAUCAUCCUGAUGGUGCACAUGGUCGGUGGUGCUCUAAAGUAUCAGACCAACAUUGAAGCCCACCCCCCCGGCUGCCUCCGAGCCAAUCAGAGCAGCACAGAGCAGCAGGGCGAAGAUCUGGAGCAGCGUGAGGAUGAGGAGGGCCGAUGCAGAGAGGAUGCUCACUUCCAGCCACAUUACCCCCAGACGUGGCUUUGGGUGUCCGGUCCUCUCUGUCUCUACUGUGUGGAGCGUUUCUACCGCUACAUCCGGAGCAGUGACCCCGUUACCAUAGUGACAGUCGUCAGGCAUCCUUGCGAUGUCAUCGAGUUGCGCAUGCUGAAGAAGAACUUCAAAGCUCGACCCGGACAGUAUAUUGUUCUUAACUGUCCAGGUGUCUCUUCAUUUGAGAACCAUCCCUUCACUCUAACAACGUGUCCCACAGAGAACAAGGAAACCUUUGGCAUCCAUCUGCGAGUCGUGGGAGACUGGACGGAACGGUUCACACAACUGUUACUUCCUCCUCCAAAGAUAGACUUGGAGGUCCUUCCCAUGUUCCAACAGAGGAUAUACCCCAAGCUUUACGUUGACGGUCCUUUUGGAAGUCCAUCAGAGGAAGUAUUCAACUACGAUGUCAGUCUUUGCGUUGCUGGCGGAAUAGGAGUCACUCCGUUCGCAUGUGUGUUGCACGCUCUGCUUGAUGGCUGGACGGGUUUCAGGUUACAGAGGUUGUACUUUGUGUGGGUCUGCAGGGAGCUCCAGUCCUUCUACUGGUUUGCAGAGCUGCUGUGUGCUCUGCAUCACAAGCUUUGGCAGGAGAAUAGACCGGACUACUUUAACCUGAAACUUUACAUCAGUCAGACAGAUGGCCUGCAGAGCAUGUCUGAGGAGAAGUACCGACCGCUCUCGUCGAGACUGCUGGUUGGUCGACCCAAGUGGAAGUUACUUCUAGAUGAGAUUGGGAAGAGCAAUAAACAUAAGCGAGUCGGGGUUUUCUGUUGUGGACCGAAGGGCAUCUCCAGGACUCUGCACAGACUGUGUAACUCAGCACGAUCCUCUGGAACCACAUUCGAAUUCAACAAGGAGUCGUUCUGCUGAUCAGUCAUCCCAGCUGGUUCUAUACUUCAAGGGUAACCUCAGUGAAAAACAACUAGUUUGGGAUGGAUGGAUUUUCAUUCGUUUUGGGACAUAAUAUCUGUAGUCGAAGUAAAUUUCUGAAUAUCUUUGGCUGAUCUUGGCUACUUGAAAUAUUGUUCACGUCUAUGAAUCAGUGAGAUGUCAUUUAACUCAAAUACUCAGACUGUAUUUAUAUUUUAUGGGCAUCUCUGUCCGUGGUCUCAAACAGCUCAGCGGGCAAAAACUUGACAUGCAGCAUGAGGCCUGUUGCUCCCCACAGAUCGACCCGACCUCCAUCGACUGCAGCAUCUGAUCCAAUCUUCAUGUGCGAAAAACUGAAGAUACCACCUCCCUGUUGGGGGUCUCCACUCAUGGCACUCUGUUUUUCUCAAGUCACUGUCUUAUCUUUGUCCCGAUGCACCCCUCUGUGGAGUAAAUUUGUUUUCUCACGCAGGAGUCUGAUGUGCGAAUAAGGUUCAACUCAAACUCGACCACAAGCACAACAAGGAUAUAACACAAGAUGGAAUUUGUCUUUCAGCAGUAGACCAGGACUGAACGGUCACUCAGGGAUGAGACAAAGAGCUUCUAUACAAACAUGCAAGAAGUAAGCGGAGCCACACGGUGAAAUCAUUGGCAAUAACCAAGGGCUAGUUUAGUGUCAGGCAGACUUCCUGUAACAUUUAUUUGACUUCAGACAGCAAGGCUACAAACUCUCCAAAGCAAAAAUACUAAGUUACAGAGCCAAAUUCAUACAGCGCCACCUCAGGAUUCACUUUUGUUCUAUCAGUGCCAAAAUAAAUGGGCAUCUGGUUUGGCAUCUUUACUGUGAUAAAAGAUUUGUUUUGUUGGCAUCCAAAAAACUAUAGCUCCUGUACUUUAAGCCAAACUGUAGGAAUGCUAGCCCCUGGAGCUGUUUUAUUUUGAUUAAAAUCACAAUUAGUUCAUUUCACUGCCCCUUACACUAAUGUGGAUUCAUUUACUUCAGAGUGUGCACAGAAAAUUCAUGAAUGUCUUUCAGAUUUGUAAACAUUUGAUGAGGAAACUAGAAACUAAGUGGGGACAGGACUUCAGCUCUCUACAGAUUGGUUGUUGUUAGGUCUAUAUGUGCCACACAUUAUUUGACAAAGCCAGGAAAUGAACUGAAUAAUUCAUUGGUCUGUGAGAUCAUCUGAUCAUAAUUGGAGGCAGUUUUCUCUCAAAAGAGAAAAGGAAUGAAACAAAAAAAAUGGACAGGUAAUGAAUACUUGAUGCAGUCUUUGUUUUCAUUUUGUUGUUUGACCCUGUUCAUAUUUGUUUAGCAAAUCUUAUACAAAGAAAACCUACGCUACACCUCAAACCAGUAUUUUUAGUGACAGUUGUUUUUUUCAAUUUAUUUAUAAUGUUUAAAGGUAUUAUGCAGUAUGUCAUAUGUCAAACUUUUAUAUGGGCUUUGGCAAUUUCAGUAUUUUCAAAUAUCUUCACAGUGUAAAGUUCCUGAUAGAAAGUAAGGAGAAUGCUUGUGGAAAUCUAAAUUAAAACUAAGUUAGUAACUCCGAUGCUACAUAACUGGAAAUACUAGGAAAUUAUGAACAUCUUUAUAUGUUGCAAUUGAAGCAACCAUAUUCUCACAAACUGCAAUUGUAAUUUGAAAUUUUUAAAAUACAUGUACAUUUUAAAUUGUAUGUCUAUUUUCAGGAUUGUCUUCUUGUUUAAGAACAAGGCAAAAUCUAGAAUAAAGAGAUUUUCUAUUUAUUA
This is a messenger RNA of Amphiprion ocellaris (clown anemonefish), 3776 nucleotides long. Its product is annotated as NADPH oxidase 4. Gene Ontology annotation, molecular function: superoxide-generating NAD(P)H oxidase activity. Gene Ontology annotation, cellular component: plasma membrane; NADPH oxidase complex. The coding region runs from base 114 to 2024 and encodes 636 amino acids. The transcript is spliced from 18 exons. Gene Ontology annotation, biological process: defense response; superoxide anion generation. The record is from RefSeq and is a predicted model, not a curated record. Lineage: Eukaryota; Metazoa; Chordata; Actinopteri; Pomacentridae.